Homarus americanus (American lobster) is the source of this 3371-nucleotide messenger RNA. RefSeq lists its product as uncharacterized. Gene Ontology annotation, molecular function: protein binding. Gene Ontology annotation, cellular component: endoplasmic reticulum membrane. The transcript is spliced from 6 exons. Gene Ontology annotation, biological process: ERAD pathway. The record is from RefSeq and is a predicted model, not a curated record. NCBI's taxonomy places the organism in Eukaryota, Metazoa, Arthropoda, Malacostraca, Decapoda, Nephropidae. The coding region runs from base 86 to 712 and encodes 208 amino acids.
UAUCAAACACGAGCUCCCUCGCAAACACACCACUCCUGGUGUACGCUACACCCUUCUCAUUCCCAUCAUAUAGGUUGCAUCGGUGAUGGGCAAAUUGAGAGUGAAGAUUAAGGCCAAGGCCAAAACGAAGGACAGGGAUGAGGAAGUACUCAAGGAAGUAGUGACUGGUGAGGAAAUAACGACACCUCUGCUACCUGACGGGGCGCGGCGGAGAAUUAAGAGAGAGGACCGCCCGCGCUACGAACCUGCCGAUUGGGAUGACUCCCUACCCUACGGCGGCAAGGUGUACCUCGCCAGACGGAAACUCCCAGACAGCUGGUUCUGCGUCUUUUUACAGGUGGUGGUGGUGGCGGGAGCAGUGGGUCUGGUGUACUAUGCUUGGUACCACUCUGACCACAUGCACUUCCACAUCACCAAGGUGUACGCCCACCUUGGCCACAAGGACGCCCAGGCAUCCAUUGGCCACAAAUUCCUCAACGGCAAGGGUGUGGAGGUGAACCACUCAGAGGCGAUGGAUUGGUUCAAGAAAGCAGCUGACCAAGGCCAUCCUGAGGCUGCCUACAAUGUAGCUGUGGGUUACCUUCAAGGACAUCCCACGGGACUCAAUCCAGGUGAUGCCCACAACCUGAUAAAACAUGCUGCAUCUCAUGGAGUACCCGAAGCACAGGAUGUACUGGAAAGAGUCUGUUCCUUGGGACACUGUGAUGUCUGAAUUCUAAGCUGCCAUCCUGUCUUGAUGCUGAAGUUAUGCAAAAUGUAAACCUUACUUUAAUUAGAUGAACCCUAAUGCACUCUUCAAUGAGUAACAGUUUCAUUAUAAUUCUAGUUUGUAAUGUGUUCCGGAGAUUUACAUUAUGCUUCAAAAUAAGUGUUUGACACUACUCAAGGCCCUCACCUGUGACACUUAUGCCUGAAAUAACUGAUUUUGUCAAGAUAUCUUGGCUUGUUCCUGAAUCUGACACCAAAAGAAAAUAUAGUAUUGCUAAUGUUGGUUAUCAUCACAGUACAGUAAAAUGGUAUGGAAUUACAUAUGGAUUGUGCAUUUCUAUUGUCCACAGUGAGAAUAAAUUUGAGGAAAUCAUCAAUGAAGAAUAAAUAACACUCCAACCCCUUGUUUGAUGUGUAACACCUCUCUACCUUCUCCACUUCACAUAUUGAAGAGAACAAUAAGGUCUGUUACUGAUAUAAAUACUAACCAGCUUUUAAAAUAUCAAAUGUUAAGUGAUCAUUAAUCCUACCCAAAAUACUAUUACUGUAUAUGUUUCAAGACACUUACAUUCAUAUGAAUGAUAUAGUAACACCGAAAACAAAUGUAAAGACAUGCUGUAUAUUGAAGAAAACAAAGGACAAAUGCAAAUACAUAUACUGAACUGUACUGUAUAUGCUAAUACGAGGUACAGGAAGAUACUGUACAGUAUGCUGUACUAAUAUGGAGUCCUUCAGGCAGUGAGUAAAAGCAUAAAUAACUUACAUUUACUGGGAUCCUAAGUAAAUAUGCAUCUUCAAAAUUAAAUUUGUAUAUUUCUUUACAUACAUCCAGUUAAUGAACUGGUUCACAUUUAUUACGAGUCAUACCAGACAUUAUAAUUUUGCGUGCUUAAUUUGACAGCAUCUUUACAUUAUCUCCUUCCAACUAGUACUGUAUACUGUACUGUAUCAGCACAUAUAUGAGCUCCAAUACAGUAUAACUUUAAUAAUACAGUACAGUACAUGUACCAACCAUCUGUCAAAAUGUAUACUGUAGAGUACAGCAUUUAAGAAAGCAUCAUCCACAUUCCAAUCUGUAUGCACUCCUAUAACCGAGUUAAAAACUGCACAGUACUGUACUGAUGUCAGACUACACAACACAGCUUCAUGGAGAUGCAGAGGUAUACAGUACUGCCAAUAUUGAGUGCAGACUGUCCAAGUAAGUGGACAUGAUACUGUAAAAAAGUACAAAAAUUUUAAUUGUCAUCGUGACCAUUUUCUGUUGCUUUGUACACUUGUCUUGCAUGAUUCUCCCUUUCUUGAAAGUUUGUGUACCAGUAAACAAAAGUAAGAGAUAAACAUCAUAGAUUAACAACUUAAUAAAGUAUUAUAACAUCUGAUAUUUCUCUCCUAAGAUAAUAUUUUCAGUUACAAAAAACAUUAAAAAGUGUUUUAUUUCCAUAAAUUUUUCUCCUUACAAUGGUAAAUAACCAGAUAUCAACAAACACUUUCUUUUACAUUGUAUAUGCAAGUUGAACCAAGAAAUGGGGUCAUUCAUACUGAAUGAGUUAGGAGUACUGUACAUUGAAACAAAAGGUGAGCAAGUAAAAAAAAAACUUCAGAAACAGACCCACAUUGUACCAUUUCAAAACCAUAUUGACAAUCAAGGUUUUUGGCACAGCUGUUAACCACCUUUCUUAGUUCAGGUCACAUGUAUUUUGGUAUCAGAGAACCAUUUGCAUCAUGCUUAACUAAUAUUUGCCUAUGGAUUGUGAAAACUGAAUUAGUAUAUUAUAGUUCAUAUAGCAUAUUAAUAGUAAACAUUACCCAACCUCAAGUGCCUAUUACUUUGGCAGUCAAUUUGGUGUUUAAUAGAUUUAAAAAAAUAUAUAUAUAACUGAAUUCACUUCAUUAAAUGGCAGUACAGUACUCCAAUUUUUCUACUGAAGGGAUAUUAACAAUGAUCUUGAAUGUGUAGUUACAAAAUAAGGAUCAAAAUCUUAGCUCACUUACUGUUUGCUUUUCAGUGACCAGUACAGCUGAAAAUUAUGACUAAUGUACAGAACUAUAUACAAUUUGUUUGGAUAAAAUAAUAAACAUUGGUAUAAAGAAUAAACCUUCCAGCCAUUACACUGCAAUAAACUGAUAAUUUUAUGAUAUCUUGGUAGAAAAUAAAUUAAGAUAUUUCUACAAUUAUUGUUCUAGUCGAAAAAAUUUCAUAUACUGUACAUAAUUACAAAUUCUUUAAUAAACCUGUACAACAUGACUCUUUUAUCACUAUUGUUAAAACAUGUUACUAUACUGUACUUAUCAUUAGUUACUAUUAUCAAUUUUUCGACCAGUUUUCACACAUGUUAUAUACGGUAAGCACUGAGACUGCUACCCCAUAAAUGGUUUCAUGGUUUAAUAAACAUCUCACCUACAUAUUGUACUGUACGAUACAUUAUCAUAUGUACAGUCAACUACUGAAGUCCGUUUACCUCUUCUCCUGAACCACGAACCCCAAGAUACAGACUCAUGAAUCCCAAGCCAUUUAUGGACAGUAUUACCGUAUGUAUCAAUCUACUGCUUCGGGUUCACGAAUCUGAAUCUCAGGGUCUUGUGGUUCAUGGGGAGAGGCAAACAGACUUUAGUAGUUGACUGUACCUGGAGCACUAGACACAGCUAAUAAACAAGAACAUAAU